GACCAAUCAGAUGCGAUCAUUCCUUUAUGGGCGAGAAACGUCUGUCUUUUGUGUCAUACCCUUGCCGCCCUUGUGGACUAGAGUAAAGUCCUACUACAGUGAGUCACAAUUGUUUGAAAUGGCGGCGAUGGACGGCGCUGGACGAUCACAUGCCAAUUUUCCUCCUUCUCACCAUCAUGAGCACGACACCUUUCGACGAUACGACGUGCUUCUUUCACGGCUGCACGAGCAAGCCGGUGGAGGGCUCGGUCAAGUGCCAUUUUCACCGCAACCGCGGUCUUUGCCGCAUUGGCAACUGCCGCAACCAAGUCUACGCGCGGAGUCUCUGUGUGCGCCACGGUGGCCGCCACCCGUGCGCGCACCCCGGGUGCUCAACCAACGCGCGCCUCGGUCAGUAUUGUUGCCGCCACAGCAACAUGAAGAAGCUCUGCCACCAUCCCGGCUGCACCAAGGUGAUCCAGAUCAACAACUUGUGCAUUCGCCACGGCGGCAGCAAGCACUGCCAGUACGAAGGCUGCGCGACGCCUGCGCGGUGCGGCGGCUACUGCUGGCGUCAUCGCAAGCACAUCAAGCACCCCAAAGACGUUGCCAACGCGACAAAGGCGAUCCCAUGUGACGCCAACAGCAACGACACUGCGCUCUGGGACCAGGGCCUUUUCGACGCGAUCGCAGCCAGCGAUGUGGAGAGCGCGUUGAGCUCGAGCCCCGAAGAUUUGGAUGCGUCGAUCUUGGACGUGCUGCUGCGAUGCGACAGCCUCACGAUUGGCUCGCCCGACGCACACGUGACGGUCGCAUGAAUCUCUAGUAAUCGAUGCGUUGGUUUUAUGUUUGCACCACCGUA
Messenger RNA from Saprolegnia diclina VS20, 841 nucleotides. RefSeq lists its product as hypothetical. The record is from RefSeq and is a predicted model, not a curated record. The transcript has a single exon. The coding region runs from base 150 to 797 and encodes 215 amino acids. Lineage: Eukaryota; Oomycota; Saprolegniomycetes; Saprolegniales; Saprolegniaceae.